Lontra canadensis (Northern American river otter) is the source of this 1964-nucleotide messenger RNA. RefSeq names its product zinc finger protein GLIS2-like. The record is from RefSeq and is a predicted model, not a curated record. Gene Ontology annotation, biological process: smoothened signaling pathway; regulation of transcription by RNA polymerase II. Gene Ontology annotation, molecular function: DNA-binding transcription factor activity, RNA polymerase II-specific; RNA polymerase II cis-regulatory region sequence-specific DNA binding. Gene Ontology annotation, cellular component: nucleus. The transcript is spliced from 7 exons. Bases 113 to 1687 code for a protein of 524 amino acids. NCBI's taxonomy places the organism in Eukaryota, Metazoa, Chordata, Mammalia, Carnivora, Mustelidae.
CGGAGCCCGCAGCCGGGAGCCCGACCGCCCCCGCCGCCGAGGUUCCUGCCUGAAUCCCAGCUUGGGGGCGCACCGCUGCCUGCAGCCACCUCCGACCCAGCGCCCCAUCACCAUGCACUCCUUGGACGAGCCGCUCGACCUGAAGCUGAGCAUCACCAAGCUCCGGGCGGCAAGAGAAAAGCGGGAGAGGACGCUGAGUGUGGUCCGGCACCGAGCUCUGCACAGGGAGCUCGGCUUGGUGGAUGACAGCCCCACCCCGGGCUCUCCGGGCUCCCCGCCCUCAGGCUUCCUGCUGAACCCCAAGUUCCCCGAGAAGGUAGAAGGACGUUUUUCGGCGGCCCCUCUGGUGGACCUCAGCUUGUCACCGCCGUCCGGGCUGGACUCUCCCAAUGGCAGCAGCUCGCUGUCCCCUGAGCGCCAGGGCAACGGAGACCUGCCUGCAGUGCCUGCUGCCCCGGACUUCCAGCCUCUGCGUUAUCUGGAUGGCAUCCCCAGUUCCUUCCAGUUCUUCCUGCCUCUGGGCUCCGGGGGGGCCCUGCAUCUGCCUGCUUCCUCCUUCCUUACCGCCCCCAAGGACAAGUGCCUCUCACCAGAGCUCCCCCUGCCCAAACAGCUGGUGUGUCGCUGGGCCAAGUGUAACCAGCUCUUCGAGCUCCUCCAAGACCUGGUGGAUCAUGUCAACGACCACCACGUCAAGCCCGAGAAGGACGCGGGGUACUGCUGCCACUGGGAGGGCUGUGCCCGCCACGGACGAGGCUUCAAUGCUAGGUACAAGAUGCUCAUCCACAUCCGCACACACACCAACGAGAAGCCGCACCGCUGCCCGACCUGCAGCAAGAGCUUCUCCCGCCUGGAGAAUCUGAAGAUCCACAACCGCUCGCACACAGGUGAGAAGCCCUACGUCUGCCCCUACGAGGGCUGCAACAAGCGCUACUCCAACUCCAGCGACCGCUUCAAGCACACGCGCACCCACUAUGUGGACAAGCCCUACUACUGCAAGAUGCCCGGCUGCCACAAGCGCUACACGGACCCCAGCUCGCUGCGCAAGCACAUCAAGGCCCACGGCCACUUCGUGUCUCCUGAGCAGCAAGAGCUCCUGCAACUGCGCCCGCCCCCCAAGCCACCACUGCCCACCCCUGACGGCAGCCCCUACGUCAGCGGAGCCCAGAUCAUCAUCCCCAACCCUGCUGCCCUCUUCGGAGGCCCCAGCCUGCCCGGCCUGCCCCUGCCCCUGGCCCCCGGCCCCCUUGACCUCAGUGCCCUAGCCUGUGGCAAUGGCGGGGGUGGUGGGGGGCCGGGCGGCAUGGGCCCUGGGCUGCCAGGCCCUGUCUUGCCCCUCAAUCUGGCUAAGAACCCGCUGCUGCCCUCACCCUUUGGGGCUGGUGGACUGGGCCUGCCUGUGGUCUCCCUCCUCGCUGGCUCCGCUGGCGGCAAGGCUGAGGGGGAGAAGGGGCGUGGGGCAGUGCCAGCCAGGUCUCUGGGCAUGGAGGGCCGCAAGACGCCCCUGGAGAGGACUGAGAGCAGCCGCUCCCGGCCAAGCCCUGACGGACUCCCCCUGCUGCCAGGCACUGCGCUGGACCUGUCCACAGGCGUCGGCUCGGCAGCCAGCAGCCCGGAGGCACUCGCCCCUGGUUGGGUGGUCAUUCCGCCGGGCUCUGUGCUGCUCAAGCCAGCCGUGGUGAACUGAACCUGCCUGCUGGACGGCUACCCGCAGCCCGGCUAGCAGCUCCCAACCCUGCCCCCGACGAACGGAAACUUUUCUGCGAAAUAGCAAUAAUGUCCUCCUGCCCCCGGGGCCUGGUUGGCUGGGUCCCCCAGGCAGACCCAGCCCCAGACAAGCUAGGCAGCAAGGAUGGUGCUAGAAGGUCAUUGGUGGUGUCCCAGGCUCCGGAACAGGGGCUGGUGCUGCCAGCCAGGGUGAGCCGUGCUCCUGGGUGCUAAGGCCUCACUCGCCUCCUGCCCUG